Messenger RNA from Tremella mesenterica DSM 1558, 927 nucleotides. RefSeq lists its product as uncharacterized. The record is from RefSeq and is a predicted model, not a curated record. Lineage: Eukaryota; Fungi; Basidiomycota; Tremellomycetes; Tremellales; Tremellaceae. The transcript is spliced from 3 exons. Bases 1 to 927 code for a protein of 308 amino acids.
AUGAACCCUUUAUCCAAAGUAUCGUGCUCAGGACCGUUUUUUUCACUCGAAUUUGAUCAAUCUAACGUCUCUUUCCCACUUGAAUUGCAAAUUAUCAAAAUACAAGAUCAAAUCAAGAGAAAGGGUAUAUCUCAAAAGAAAGACCAUCAUAAUAUAAUAGAAAACGAAUCAAAGUCGUAUUUUGCAGAAGAAGUGAACGAAAGUUGUACUGAAGAAUAUAAAAAGAAGGGAGGAACGAUGCCUGGAGCUAUAGUGAUAUUGAAUGGAUAUCCAGCAGUGGGUAAAAGUACCGUGGCACAAGAAUUGACAAAAAUCCUACCAAAUGCUAAGAUUGUCGAUAUCCCUUUACUAGAAGAAAUCGCUUGUGUUCUUGAGGGACCUGCGAGAGAAACAUUGAAGAAAUCUUUACUCGAAACUCUUCUCAUAUCACUUCUCUCUUCCACUCCCACAAAUACGAUCUACUUGAUCCCUUCUACAUUCCUAUCCAUACCUUCCGAUCGUCAACUCAUCAAUCUUUUCCCUUCAUUAUGUUCAGAAAAAUCUUGGCCAGUCAUACAUCUCGUCUUAUCAUGUGAAACUCAAACCAACCUUUCUAGAUUAUCUACUUCUCUUUCACAUAAACCACAUGAUCCCACUCAAAAUGGAAAACAAUCUUCUUCACAUGAUCUCACACAAAAUGGGAAUGGAAGUGGGAAUCAAAGUAAACAUGGAAGAUGGGAAAUGAACGAGAAUUCUUUAAUGGAGUUAAGGAUGGAAGAUGAGAUUUGUCAUUUGAUUAAUUUACGUGGGAAACCUAAAGGUUUAAGUGGAGAAUAUGAAAUUGAUACUACUACUUUGGGACCUAAAGAAGUAAGUGGGAUGGUAGCUGAAUACGUCAUGGACUGUUUGAGGAGAUCAGGAUGGUAUGUUCAAUUGAAAAGACGUUGA